Messenger RNA from Solanum verrucosum, 1419 nucleotides. RefSeq lists its product as uncharacterized. NCBI's taxonomy places the organism in Eukaryota, Viridiplantae, Streptophyta, Magnoliopsida, Solanales, Solanaceae. The record is from RefSeq and is a predicted model, not a curated record. Bases 251 to 1057 code for a protein of 268 amino acids. The transcript is spliced from 3 exons.
GGGGCCAUAGGGCUUCAACAGGGAGAGGGAGAUAGAAGAAAGAGAAAGGUGAAAACUCGCUGCUACCGAAAAUCGAUCGAUUUCUCGUUUGCGAGCUCCCUGCUUUGGAUUUUUCUGAUGAGAUUGCUGUAUUACACACCCUACACAUACUGCUGCAGCUUUAACAUGAUAACCGAUUUAUAUUGAUUGAAGAGUUUUUGGAAAUCUUGGAACAUUACACUCCUUAACAUCAAUUAUAGACCACCACAUUAUGUGGAACUUUGCAUCCAAUUGUGUAGCUGGGAAUAUAGGGCUAAAGAAUGAGGCUCUGAGGGAUACUCAGCAUUCAGCAGAUUGCUCAGACGAUGAAACCUCUUCAAGAACCAGCAGGGAGGAGGGGCUUGAGUGCCCAAUAUGCUGGGAAUCUUUUAACAUUGUUGAAAACGUACCCUAUGUUCUAUGGUGUGGCCAUACACUUUGUAAAAACUGCAUACUAGGACUACAAUGGGCUGUUGUGAAAUUUCCUACUUUGCCGCUUCAGCUUCCACUGUUUAUAGCUUGUCCCUGGUGCAAUGUGUUAUCCCUUCGUUUGGUUUAUAGAGGGAACCUUAAGUUUCCUCGUAAGAACUUCUUUCUUCUCUGGAUGCUCGAGAGUAUGAAUGGUGACAGAACAAAGUCUCAUAAUUCAUCUUGUGGGGAUCAUCAACAGACAGCCUGGUCAUCAUCUACAAAAUUCUUAGGAAGUACAGCAAGCCAGUCUAACCGACAGAGGGGACAGUAUGUUCAUCACCCAGAAUCAUCAGGCUCGAACCAUGAUCACAAUCACAUUAGUGGUUCUCUUGCUAUUGAGAGACUUCAUUCUUCUCUGCGCAAGUCUCUCAUUUUCUUUGUUCAUUUGACAGCCAAGUUCCCUCUGGUGGUUAUAUUUCUCCUGAUCAUCAUGUAUGCUAUACCUGCCAGUGCAACUAUCUUGGCUUUGUACAUGCUCAUCACCGUUGUGUUUGCUCUCCCAUCUUUUCUAAUUCUGUACUUUGCAUAUCCCAGUUUGGAUUGGCUAGUUCGAGAAAUCAUCACCUGAUCAUGUGAUACCAUAAACAUUUGUGUUGCAAAGCAGCAAAUCAGUUGAGUGCAUCUUAAUUGAAUGCAUAAUUUGACGACAUUUCUGGCAUCGGUGCUCUUUGUAAACUCUUUCAUGGUGUGAGAGGGCGACCAUGUUUCAAGUCAUUUUAGCCUAGAAUCAUCUCAUAUAUUGGUGUUGGGUAUGCCAUUUAGCAAUUGUCAGGUUGUAAUUCGUUUUCUACAAUAGCAACCAUUCUCCAACAUCUGAAUCAAAUUGGUUCUAGUCAUUGUUAAUACAAGUAAUUUUGAUAAGGAGACUGGCUGUUCUGUAUUUCCACAAUAUCUGUAUCAUCAUUUGGGAACUACUGUCUAAAGAUUGUG